Synchytrium microbalum is the source of this 3291-nucleotide messenger RNA. RefSeq lists its product as uncharacterized. Gene Ontology annotation, molecular function: protein binding. The record is from RefSeq and is a predicted model, not a curated record. NCBI's taxonomy places the organism in Eukaryota, Fungi, Chytridiomycota, Chytridiomycetes, Synchytriales, Synchytriaceae. Bases 1 to 3291 code for a protein of 1096 amino acids. The transcript has 10 exons.
AUGUCGGAAUCCGACGAUUCAUCGGUUCAGGAUGAUACAGUACAACGCAAUCCGUUAUAUGUCGAGGAUGUAGCUACCGAGAUACUGUCCUACCUCCCCGCGAGGACACUGUUUCAAAUUGGAAAGCUAUGUCGUACGCUACGAUACGUGACUAGAGAAGAGAAUACCCAGCUUUGGAGACAAGUUUGGAACAAUCACACCCUGUAUAAAGACUACGAUAUUCAAGGACUUACACAAUAUCUGGGAAAGACGUACAGGCAGCUCUGCAAGUACAAGGUCUUUCAAGAGAAGGGACCAUGGAAUGCGUUGAAUUUGCCAGAGUUUGACUCGGUUUUAGCUUCGAAUGUUGAUGCAUACAAGGAUGGUUUUAUUUGGUAUGUGCACGAGGAUUCCUUCGCGUGGAGUCUAGAACGAGCAACCAACUCGUUCAUGUAUUCAAAAUACAACUUGCUCAAUGCUCCUGAUGGACCAAUUGAAUUCUUCGCACCCGAAGGAACCCAUAUAGUCAGAGUCAUGAUAUCGGACAGCUUUAUUACAGCUGUGACUACCAAUGCCUUCCAUGUGUUUAGCAAAGAUCAGAAGCUUAGUGGAUGGAGGAUGGAUGUCCCGUUUUUAGAUGAGACUACAGGACGCCCUGAGCCCGUGCUUAACUAUUGGGUACACAAGGACGUCGUUGUGCUUGCCAAACUGUCUGCAAACCACAUUCCGCUCAACUCGAUUUCCGUAUAUGACUUGAAAUCCAUUGUUAAAUACCUAAAUGUCCAUGGAGAUAUUCCAAAUUUGAGGCCAUUGAUGACAUCUGCAGAAGUACCUACACCCUUUGAUCCACAAAUCGUGCAUCCCGCCGUCCAUCGUGAUGCUAAAGGCGAAUUGUUGUUAAAGAUGGAAUUACUCGCCACUGGUCAGAAUGGACAGUCAGUGGUCAUAGAUUUGAACAGUAAACUGGAAGUAGUCGGCCUCCGCAAACUUCAAUCCAACCUAAAAGAUUUGUCUUGGGGCAGCAUACACGAAACCGGACUGGUGUUAUUUAUAAGUCGAAAUAAACGAGAGAUGGAGUUUUUGUGGGAUAUAGAACCACCGCCGCCACCUAGACACAAGGUUGCUAAAAGUCUUGGAUUGAAACUGAAGAAGAAAAUGGUCAAGGACGAUAGUAGUGAGACCGCUUCCGUCUCAUCGGGCUCAGGAUCUGGAUCUGGGUCGAUACGAACCAACGAUUAUAGUAGUACAGGACAUUUUCUAGUCAGGAAGAAGAUGAAGAUUGACUACUUGGAUGAUACGGUUAUAGAUUGUGUUGUUACCGAAUCUGCUCUAGUCUUGCACCAAUAUGGUACGGGAAGCUCAUUUAAUAGGCCCCAUGCCCGUGUACGAGUUAUUGAUCUCUUUACUGGGGAACUCAUCGCAUCGACACACUAUAAAACACAUACAUAUGCCUUAGCGCUCCGCCUCACCAAUAGUGGCGUCGUACGAAUGGAUGGGGCUACAUGGAAGUUUAUGUUUCGACCAUACACAAUAUCACAUAAAACAACAGAGCUCAAGUUGGGAGACUUGUAUCUUACCCUUGGCCAACCUGCCGUGUCUGGAGGAACUGGUAGAACUCGUGCUAUCAGUAAUAGUCGGUCCCGUGCCAGUAGCAACAAUGACAAGCCACUCGGCCUUAGCAGUAGUAACAGUGCCUAUUCGUCUCCGAAGGCUUCAGGCAAGGCUAGGAAAUUGUGCUUAAAGUAUGACGAUGAAUUAGACCACUUGGACGACUACUAUGAUGAGCAGGAUGAGCAGGAAGAGGAGAUAGAGGAUGAAAUAGAGGGAGGAACUGUGCCUAGUCAGCAUCCUACCGAAUACUUGAACAAGUCUUAUAAAUGGUUGCUCAAGUACAAGUGUUUUGUCGAAGCUGGUGAAUGGAAUAAUCUAGCUUUAGGUCAGGCUAAAGACCAGGUGCUUGUGCGCGACCCAACUCCUUACGAAAAUCAAAACAUCCUCGCAGUAUCUGGCGACUCGCUUGCAUGGGGCAACGUCUUGAGUCCUAGCUUUUCGUUUGCUACUCUGGCAAGAUUAAAUUCGAACGUGGAAGACGCUAUAUUAGAAUUCCAGAUACCUUCUAGAAAAGGGCUCGAGGCUGUAUGGAUUUCAGAUACAUUUGUGUGUGCUUUGACGGACGAUACGAUAUACGUGUAUAGCAAAGAUCCGCAUCAUAGAUUGUGGCAUAUGGAUAUCCCAGCCCCAGUUGUAGAUGAUCGCGGACGGCCAAGGCCAAUUGAUCAUUUUUGGAUCAACCAGGAUGUCAUCAUUGCAAAAUACGACGAGAUGGGAGACUCGAAGCAUUCCAUAUGGCUGUUUGACCUUCAUAGUAUUCGCAAGUAUCUAAAUCCUAAAGAAGCACUGCCUGGAAAUCCACGCCCGCUAAUGACUCGUGCGGAAGUGGAGUUGCCUUUUGAAGCAUACCUUUUCCAUAUUGCUGUAAAUCGUAAUGCUAAGCGUGACUUGGAAUCACUGGCUUUACUUGUAGCCCAUAAUUCUAAGGCUGUGGUUUAUGAUAUGGAUGCAUCGUUGAAUAUCUUGAAGGAAAGACGAACUAGGACCACUAUUCGAGAUAUAACAUGGGGCAGUAUUGAGUCAAACGGAAUGUUGCUAUUUGUUGGUGGUGUCGACAACAGUAUGGAGAUAUUAUUUGAUCAUCAGCAUCCAUCACAAGUUGGAGAAGGAAGCAUGGCAGAUUAUACUUCGCACUUCCGCCUUCGCAAAAUUAUCAAGAGUAAUCUUUUGGAGGAUCGAUUGAAGGACGUGAUAUGUACGGCUACGCAUGUAAUACUUCAUCAAGCUGCAAGGCAAUCAAACUGGAUAAGAGCUAUAUUUGAAGAUCCUUCAUCCAAAGUACGGGUAUAUGACAUCUAUAGUGGUGAUUUGGUUGCUAACGGACAUUUCAGAACCAUGUCGCCAGGACACAAGCUCUUUAUAGAUCACAAGGGUGUUACUUGGAUUGAAGCAGUGUCACAUAUUAUCUUGUCUAGACCUUAUGCUGCCACCAAAAAGUCCAAACAAGUAGCUACACGAACUGGACGUGAACGCUCUGUAGUUCCUGGUCCUGGAUUUGCUCGCAAAGUUAAACAACACUCGAUAGACGAUCACAACCACUCGAUUAUUGCUUCUGAUCAUGACGUGAAUAGCGAACCAGAUUAUAAUUCUCCUCAUGAUUACGAGUCGUAUGAGUCUGAAGGUGUUUACGAUGACGAAGAGGACGAGUAUUACAAUGAUGACGGGAAGGAUUAUGAGAGAUAUGAGGAUUUGUAUGGUUGA